AUGGAGACUUGCUCCGACCGCCUUAGUCCGUCGAGCGACUUAACGAGCGAGUCGGAAACAUCUCUCCCGCCAUUUCCCUACGACAAUCAAAAUGGAAACUUCUAUCAAGCAGAAUUAAACGAAAAACAAUAUUUUUCAUGCAAACAAAAAGCAAGAAAUGAAGAGAAAAGCCCGAAAGAUAUUUACUUACAAGAAAGCAACAAAAUGACAUUUGAGAAUUACCUUUCCCCGCCAAGAAACAAGAAAUAUUUGAAUUUCGAACUCAAAUUGCCGCCAACGAACGACAAUAUUUUUUCGCAAAUGGAGGCCGACAAUCGAAUGCGUUCAGGUUACUUCAAUGAGGUCCAGGAUCUAAAGAGUUGCGUUCAAAACGAGAAUAAUCCAAAUUUGUCGGAAAUGAAGUUGAAUCAGCAGAUUUUUGACUAUGUGAACGUUAACGAGAGAGUGCCACAGACGUAUUUUGCUGAGAAUGAGAACAGUAAUCUUCGGUAUUUGAAUUUUAACUCGGAACAAGUGCAGUGUGUUUGUGAAGCUUUGCAACAAAAAGGUGAUAUUGAGAAGUUGGCUGUGUUUCUAAGGAGUUUGCCUGAUAGCGAACGACUUCGAGCUCAUGAGACGAUAUUGAGGGCACGAGCGCUAGUAGCCUACCACAAAGGUGUAUUCAAGGAGUUGUACGCGAUCCUGCAAGCGCACUCUUUCCCGCCCAGACACCAUACCGCUCUACAAACUCUAUGGUUCAAAGCGCAUUAUUUGGAGGCACAGCAAGUGAGGGGCAGACCUUUAGGUGCCGUAGAUAAAUAUAGACUAAGAAAAAAGUAUCCACUUCCGAAGACCAUUUGGGACGGCGAAGAGACCGUCUACUGUUUUAAGGAAAAGAGCAGAAACGCUUUGAAAGACUGCUACUAUAGGAAUAGGUAUCCAACACCCGACGAGAAGAGGGCAUUAGCUCAGAAGACGGGCCUAACCCUCACACAGGUCUCCAAUUGGUUCAAGAACAGAAGGCAACGGGACCGGACUCCACAACAGCCGAAUAGACCAGAAAUGCUUGUGCCAGCUCAAUACGCGGGACCUCAAGGCGGUUUGGCGCAGGCACUACUCCCCAAUGCUUAUUACCACCAGCUACAAGACCCAACACAUUAUUUACAUGGCGGCGCACCUUAA
This is a messenger RNA of Spodoptera exigua (beet armyworm), 1161 nucleotides long. Lineage: Eukaryota; Metazoa; Arthropoda; Insecta; Lepidoptera; Noctuidae. The record is from the annotation of a GenBank genome assembly.